Messenger RNA from Phlebotomus papatasi, 4314 nucleotides. RefSeq names its product schwannomin-interacting protein 1 homolog (gene Schip1). Gene Ontology annotation, biological process: positive regulation of hippo signaling. Bases 462 to 3194 code for a protein of 910 amino acids. Gene Ontology annotation, cellular component: plasma membrane; cell junction. The transcript has 10 exons. NCBI's taxonomy places the organism in Eukaryota, Metazoa, Arthropoda, Insecta, Diptera, Psychodidae. The record is from RefSeq and is a predicted model, not a curated record.
AGUUCGGGAAAAGCUCUCAAACUGUUCAGAGGUGAUUUUUUUUCGAAAGCCCACCCAUCCCCCAAAACAGAAGCACUCAAAGUUGUCUGAAUACUCAGGGGUUUCUAGUCGUGUGGAAAGUGCAGCAACAAGAAUAAAAUAAGCGCGACCAUCCCCCUAUAACCCUUGUUAGCCAUUUUUGUCACUUUCCCUUAAUCCCUUGCGCUGUUUCGUGUUUUAAUUUAUUUAUAGGAUAUUUUAAAUGGGAGGGUUCUAAAAGCAAAAACCUAAAACACAGAAGCAGUAAAUCGGAUUCCAUUGGUGUGGCUUUUUUCUCUGGUGAAGACGAGAAUUAAGGGUAAAUUUUGAGUAGUGAAAUUUUCAUGAAGGUGCAGACAGAGACACAAGUCGUGGAUUUACAUUUGCGUCACUUCCUAACCACAUUCAGGAAGUAAUCAUGGCCAUUUUUGGGAUCGACAAAAAUGCGAUACAAUCAACCUGUUGAAGUGAGUCACUCAUGUAGCAACAAUAACAAUAAUUUUGUGGAGACAUUGAUCGAAGGAAGGAGCAAUCAAUCAGCAUUCUUCACACCACAACACCUAAUUGAGACCAGAGGAAAUAAUUCCGCCAAUUUGAAUGCAUUCACUGAUAAUUUAUUGGCUGAAGCAGCAACUCUCUUGUGCAAUCACAGAGAAAUUAAUGACAAUGUGAGAAUCCUUCCUGUGGAAACGAGCCAAAAUCACCGUCAUUCCUUCCAGGUGAAAUCACUCGGGGACGGUGAAAUAAAUUACUUGAGACUGGGCUUGCACAAGGUAGAUCAACUUGACGAGGAGGAAGAGGAUUCUGAGGAAAAUUGCAGUUCACGAUUUUCAUGCUCCACAGAAUCUAGCUUAGCAGACAGUUUAAUGGACGAUGGAGGAAAUGAUUUCUCUUCGACACCAUCAAUGAGCUCACCAGAACCAAAUUACACACGUGGGAUUAUCAAUCCGAAUUACCCGGGAUUUCAACACUUGGCACAUACUCUAUCAGAGCACUUUGCCAAUUACAAUUUUGAACAGUUGACGGAUGACAGUGAAAUAUCCGAGGAGUGUGACAAUGAUUUGAGCUUGGGUGGUGGCGUUGACUUUGUGAACAAUUUCAACAAUAACAAUCAUUUUGCGGAAAAUAGCAAUAUUUUGUCAGAGAAUGGGAAUGAUGUGGAGAAGAAUAUAAAUCUCCUCCAGACAUCAGAAUGUAAAAUAUUCUGUGAAGAGAAAAACUUGGCACUGGUGUCAUUUGAAGAGAAAAUAUCAAAUGCAGCGGUUGAUGCCAAAUGGCUGAAGGAUGAGGCUAAGGGAAAUCGAGAUUUACCAACACCAGAUAUCUUGCUCAAGAGUGAGGAUACUCCUGAGGCGGACAAUUUUUGCAUGAAUGACACACCAUCAGAAACAUCGCCACAUGCCAAUUUCCAACCAGAUCUCCUGCGGAAUAUCGAUGGCAGUCGAGAGAUCAAACGGCAGCACCGGGACGUUGAGAUUGUCGGGCAAAUUGAAAUUGAAACGCAGAGUCGACAGGAGGAACAUAUCGUAAAGAGGGAUGAGCCAGACGUGGCUCAGCAGCAAAAGGCACAGAACGGUGUUGGGGAUGUUCAUGUAAAUUGUACUGAUGAAGAGCAUACCGAGGACGAUGAGGGUGAGAUCAAGAAGAUGACAACACCAGUAUGGGGAGCAACGCCAGUUGAUAUUGUUGGGGAUUUUGGUGAGGAAGUUGAGCGUGAAAUUGUACUAAUUGUGUCCGGAUAUAGGAAGAGCACUAGAGGCGUAUCUGAUAGCAAUUUCAACAAUUCAGCUCAAGACACCAAACUCUGUGUAAAGAGUCAACCCAGCGACUCAAAUAUCUCCACAUUGAUUCACAACAAGAUCGCUGAUGCUGAGCUGUCGACAGCUGAGGAAAAGAUCACGAUGCGUAGUUCACUCGUGGAGUUGGAUCGAGGCAGUGAAGUGCAGAGAACACGAUCAUCGUCGAGAUCACUUCUUCCAACGGCAAUCGUCAAACCAAAACAGUCUGAUCAAUUGGAACCUCAAGGAUCUGUGGAAUUCCUCAAGCCCUGGUGUGCUACCCAAAAUGUGAGUAGCACAUCCACCAUCAGGAAGCUCCCCUCCUACGAUCGCAAAAUCCGCCAAGGAACUCAAAAGAUCACAGAUUCGAGUAUUGCUGUCGUGACUCCGAGAAAGAAGGACCCCAUAGAGGGUAUCACAGAGAGAAAAUCCUCAAAGAGUGUUGUAACCAAAUGCGGAAGGAAGAUGGAUGAGACUAGCAUAAAGAAAGAGAACAAAGAUUUAUCAGCUUCCUUCGACAUCUAUAACAUUGAGACAGCACUCCCGAAAAUUGACUUGGAGGCAAUUGAAAACCAUCUGAGGGUGGCCAAGGAGGAGGAGAGACGAAGACGAAAUGACCGGGAGGAAAUUAGAAGAAGACUGGCCAUGGAUGCUGAGGACGAUUAUCUCACGAGACCUCUUCAUAGUGAUAAGCCAGGCAGAAAACCCAGUCUUCAUUCCAGACUGCAAAGUGGGAUGAAUCUGCAAAUAUGCUUCAUGAAUGAAACAGCGUCAGACAAUGAGAGUUUGAGUUCAGACAGUGAGACAUGUCCCAAAUUAUCAGCCCUGUCUCAUGGGAGUCAUUCUAAGGUGAAUGUCGCGAAAAAGAAGUCUCCACCAAAGAUUGUAAGGCCCAAAAUUUCACGUCCACUGAGUCUUCCAUUGGCGAAUGUCGAGGCGGACGAUGAAGAUGCGAAUUUCUUCACACGACAAGCUCAAUUGCAGAUUGAGGCUAGAAUGGCCCUGGCUCAAGCCAAGGAUAUGGCACAUAUGCAAAUGGAGAUCGAGAGACAGCGAUUGAGACAAUCACCCAUCACGGAGAUGAUUCGAAAUUCACUAGAUAAAGUUGGGGUGCAUUUCCCACCGGAGAAGAGGCGCCUCUCGAGAUUCUUCCUCACGGAUCUCAAUAUCGCUCAACUGCAGGUGAUUGUCAAUGAGAUGCACAAUCAAAUUGAACUACUCAAUGAGACCCUCGUGAAAUAUCUCAUGGAGAGGGAUGAGCUCCAUAUGGGACAGGAUUCAAUGCUGGUGGAUAUUGAGGAUUUGACGCGAUACUUUGGCGCCAAAGAAACAUACAGUCUCGAUCCACGUCCUCAGACGAAGAAAAUCCUCAAGAGCUCUCAGAGUCUAUCUCACUAAAUUCUGAUUUUUCUGUGAAUGCGAUUGAACGGAGAAACACCAAAACAACAAUAACAAUUUGUGUUAUCACACUAGUCAAACAAGUGUAAUAUUAGAUAAAAUUACUCUAUUAACUCUCUCUCUCUCAAACUUUCCACACUGAUGAUAUUUAUGAGAAAGGAUUUCCGUAAAGAUGAAAUGAAAAACUAUUUCCCCCAAUGAUAUGGAAUGAAUCAAGCUUUUUGCUUCAGAUACGUAAGAAUUUUUCCCUCAAGUUACAAAAAAAAAGUCAGAUAAACAAGUAAUAAUACUGUACAUAAUGGAAUAUUUAAUCUCUUUCAUAUUAAAAUGAAGAAUAAAAAAAAACAAGAUACAUAUAUCAAAAAGUAUUUAUUGCAAAAACCCCUUCACUGAUGAGAGUUGUAGUGUACAGUGGAGGGACUUUUAGUAUUUGUGUAGCAAUCAGUGUACUACUUAAUUAGUUUUUUCUCAAUCUUGAACAACAAAAGAAAGAAGGAACAAGUGGAAAUGAACCUUAUCAAGAUGCAUCACAGCAUGUAUAUUUUUCUACCCCUUAGUGAUGUUAGUUUUGUUGAGAGUCAUUUAUUUUUUAGGCGGGUUUUAGAUAGAACAGUCGGUGGAUGGGAUUGGGUAGAUUAGGAUGAUUGCAAAAGAAUUGGUGCCAUUUUGUAAAUUUUUAGAACUUUGCGCUAAAUAUUUCAGCAUCUUUUCAUUUGACACUCUGCAUUUUUAGCCUGACAAAAUAUUCCAAACAAAAAAAGACUUCUCAAAAAUCGGUUGAAAAAUUGAAAAAAAUACAACAUUUGCCUUAAAUUCUUAUGCUUUUUGUAUGCGAAGUUUUGUCGAUAAACCCAUUUUAGCUUUUUCAGUGAGAACUAUUGGAAAAAAAAGAUCCAGUGAAAACUGAUAUUUUUCGAAAAGGGGAAAGUAAAGUUAAAAAAACAAAUAAUUCCUCUAUUGUAAUUUAAAAAAUGAGGUAAUAAGUGAAGGAGAAUAUCACUGACAAAACCUUUUUUCCUGAAGAGAAAUUGAGAAUUUAGUGUGGAGUAUUCUUAAUCACAAUCAUGUUGAAUAAAAAAUUCAGUGAAAGAAGAAAUAAAGAAAAAUUGAAAAUAAAAAA